Molecule: messenger RNA, 1089 nt
Organism: Tribolium castaneum (red flour beetle)
Lineage: Eukaryota; Metazoa; Arthropoda; Insecta; Coleoptera; Tenebrionidae
Product: zinc finger protein 239
Exons: 3
Coding region: 1-1089 (362 amino acids)
Cellular component (GO): nucleus
Molecular function (GO): zinc ion binding
Source: RefSeq, a predicted model, not a curated record
AUGACAGAUAACGAUGACACAAAGAAGCUGCGCGCGCAGUGUCAACACCGACUUGAUUUGAAAAAAAUGGGGCCUGGGGGGCCCCCGGUCUGCCGGCUGUGCUUGAGACACGGCGCCCUCGACUCGCUUUUCGCCCCGCAUAAGAAAACCACGGUUGAAUAUGCGGCAAUGUUGGGGUUUUGCACCUCGGUUCAGGCCGAAGUGGACGACGGUUUGCCUGGAAAAAUAUGCCAAAAAUGUGCAAAAUCACUCGUCGCACUUUACAAAUUCAAAAAAAUCGUCAUUGAGAGUGACAAUAAGCUGCGCAACAACCUACCCUCACAUAAUGAAAAUGGGGGGCAGGACGUAGCUAAGGGCCCCAAAGCCAAAAAAACGCACCAAUGCGACAUGUGCGGGCUGUUUCUGAGCUGUCGCAGUAACCUGGUGCAACACAUGAAGUUGCACACGGGGGAAAAACCCUUCAAGUGCGACAGUUGCGAGAAAAAAUUUGCCCGUGUCGAGCAUCUUAAAAUCCACAAGAGGGUGCAUACGGGAGAGCGCCCCCACCAGUGCACAAUUUGCGCCAAGCGUUUUAUCCAAAACGCCUCACUUAACGCCCAUUUACGGACACACAGCGGCGAGCGCCCGUACAUGUGCUCCGUUUGUGGCAAAUCCUUCAGCCAGUCGAACAGCCUCACCUACCACAUGCGCACCCACACCGGGGAAACCCCCUACAAGUGCAAAGUGUGCGACAAGGGCUUCGCCCACUCCGGCAAUUUGAACAUUCACAUGCGUUUCCAUAACAACAUACGACCGUUUGAGUGCGAACUGUGCCGAAUGAAGUUCGUGACAAGCUCGCACUUGUCGGUGCACAUGAAACGCCACUUGGGGGAAAAACCGCACAAGUGCAAAGUGUGCAACAAGGGGUUCGUGCGCAGCGAGCAUUUGAAAGACCACUUGGUCAUACAUUCGGGGGAACGACCGCACGUCUGCACGGUGUGUCUCAAGGGCUACACGCAGAGCAGCCACUUGAGCCGCCACAUGAAAACGCACAAACUCUCAUGGGCGUACGUCACCCCCUUUAAAUUUUUCGGGGUCUCGGGCCCCUAA